AUGUUAUGUAUCAUUUUAUGCAUAAUUGCGCCAAUAUUCAGUGCUAAUGUUUAUCGGACUACGAAUGACACUGAGAUUGUUCCACUUAACAUAACAUUAAACGAUUUCAAAAUCAAUUCGAACAGUUCAGCGACUACUUUAUUGGAUAAAAUAGAUGAAGCUAUCGAACAGAGCAUAUCACUUUGUAUGGAUUCAGCGGAACUAUUAUUUAGGUGCUUAGGUUGCUCAAAUCACAUUAAUGACAAUUUUUACUCUUACUGA
Molecule: messenger RNA, 261 nt
Organism: Brugia malayi
Lineage: Eukaryota; Metazoa; Nematoda; Chromadorea; Rhabditida; Onchocercidae
Exons: 2
Coding region: 1-261 (86 amino acids)
Source: RefSeq, a predicted model, not a curated record